Zeugodacus cucurbitae (melon fly) is the source of this 4707-nucleotide messenger RNA. RefSeq lists its product as uncharacterized. Gene Ontology annotation, cellular component: membrane. Lineage: Eukaryota; Metazoa; Arthropoda; Insecta; Diptera; Tephritidae. The coding region runs from base 97 to 3879 and encodes 1260 amino acids. Gene Ontology annotation, molecular function: glutamate-gated receptor activity. The record is from RefSeq and is a predicted model, not a curated record. The transcript has 12 exons.
GUGUUAUUCAAACGCGACACCGCAAAAGCGACCGACGGUGUGUCUGAAGAGCUGAAUGCUACCACAGGGUAUGAGUUUACAACAUUGGACGCAGCAAUGACAGGUGUGGCUGAUACAAAACGCAUGAUGACCCAACAAAUAACUGAAAUACAAACAGAAACUGAAACAACAACAACAGCAAACGAUAUCAACAGCGUGGCAACAACUAUGAAUAGCAGCGUUGAAAUUAAUGAGUAUGAAAAUGUGAAAAAUAAUGGAAAUGAAAAUGUCGAGCGUGCAAAGGUUGUUGACAGAAAAAUUAUAGCAGCCACAACAACAAGAACAGCAGCAACAGCAUUAUUUGCAGAAAGUGUCUCAGCAACGGCAGCAGCCACACCACAAACGGGAGAACAACAAAACAUUGCUGCAGAGGGGAGAGAGAGCGAGAAGGAGGAGGCGAUUGCACCCGAAAUGCAGACGGACGAUGGCGAAGAACCGGUGGAUGUGACAGCCGCGUUGCAGCAGCAGUUAAUUUAUGAAUUUGCAAUUAAAUACAAGCAUAUACCGCGUGUCACGUACUUCACCUGCCGCUGGCAGAGCAGCGAGGGGAGCGGCGGCAACACUUUCGGUGAACAAAUGACGUACUUAAAUAUGCAGACGCUGGCAAUGAUGCAACGCAUGUAUGGCAGCGAGGCGGUGGACAAAAUGAGGUCAGAGCCCGAUACAAAAGCAAGUCAAAAAGCAAAAAAGGCCAGCGCUGCUGACAAGGUAACAACAAAGCGUAGUAGCGCGCCAAUAACGGCAACAACAGCGCGUGCAGCGCCGCCAUCUAGAGCUGUCGAAACCAAUACACCGAAAGUUCGAAAUAACGGAAAUACGCGCAGCAAACGUACGACCACUGCCGCGGUCACACGCGCACAAACAGCCGCCGCACUGCUGAAUAACGGAAAUGUGACGCAGAGCGGAAAAGGAAGCAACCGUGCCAGUCGUGUAACCAGUGAUGCCUCCGUCGCCACCACCUCCGCACAGUGGGACAUUUUAAUUAAAGUUGUACAUAUCGAUCAAUUAAUCAAUAAACGUCCAACCGCUGCCAAUAACAAAAAUGGCAAAAACAACCGAAGCUACAAUUGGAAUGUGCAACGCACAUUUGGCGGUGGAUUUGCCGCUGGUGGCGGUUAUGGUCGAUCAGCGGCAGGUAAUGCUGGCGCACGCAAUGCGUACACGAAUGCAAAUUGGCUGGCGCAAGUGUUGCGCGACGAUGGCAGCCGUCAGUUGGUGGUGCUGAAUUUGGCAUGCGGCGCAGCGAGUCGUCGGCUGCUCGAAAUGGCAUCGAAUAAAGCAUUGUUCAAUGCAACCUAUCAUUGGCUGUUGAUUGAGGAUUAUACAUUUAAUCGGAAUGCUGACAUCGAUGACAACGUUGACAACGAUCGCAAUGGCAACAACAAUGGCAAUGCGAAUUGCAAGCGUAAGAGCGCACAUCAGUAUAAUGAGACAGUCGACAGCGACAAGAACAGCAACAACAAUAAGUUGUCGGAACAAACUGAAACGCAGCAGCUGCAAGAAAGCAAAGAGGAGAUAGAGAAGAAGAAGCAGCAGCAACUGACAGCGACAGCGACUACUUCGAUUACACCGCACCCAAAAGCUACACUUACAGCGGCAGCAGCACUGACGGUGACUGCCAAUAAUGAGAACACCAUGGAGAUUAUUGAAAAGUAUCUGGAAAAGCUCAACAUCAACAUAAAUACUGAGUUAAUAUUGGCAAAGCGACACACACGGCGUAUACGUGACGACGCUGCGCAGAUUGGCGAUAACAAAAAAUGUGCUGCCACCAAUGAUGAUGCUGGUGAUGGCGGUGGCAGUGGCAGUGGUGGCUGCUGCACGUCGUCUGACAGUGAAAGCGCUACUAAUAAUACACUUCAAAGGAAGGAUUACUACCAGCUCUACGAUGUUUGGAAUCCAGGACUACAAUAUGGCGGCCAAUUGAACAUUUCGGAAAUUGGAUAUUUCGCACUCGAUGAUGGUCUACAAAUUGCCCUCUGGUAUCGUAGAUCGACCACAAUUACAAGGCGAAUGGACAUGAAGAUGGCACGCAUCCGUUGCUUGAUUGUGGUAACGAACAAGAAUCACACGGAUACACUGGAACAUUAUCUAACCACACACUACGACACGCAUGUGGAUUCAAUGAAUCGCUUCAAUUUCGCACUACUCUCGAGCGUAAGGGACUUGUUCAAUUUCAGCUUCGUGCUGUCGAAGACCGCCAGCUGGGGCUACCUGAAGAAUGGCAAAUUCGAUGGCAUGAUAGGAGCGUUGGUACGCAAACAAGCGGAUAUUGGUGGUUCGCCGAUUUUCUUUCGCAUCGAACGUGCCAAAGUGAUUGAUUACACGACACGAACGUGGGUGGCCAGACCUUGCUUCAUAUUUCGUCAUCCGCCGAGCACCAAAAAGGAUCGUAUAGUGUUUCUGCAACCCUUUUCAAAUAUGGUCUGGAUUUUACUGGGAUUAUGUGGCAUCUUCACCAUAUGCUUACUGUGGCUACUGACGUCGGUGGAGCGUCGCUUAGAGGCGGUCGGUGUGGUAGAGCAACUGGGACACAGCACGCGCAGCAGCAGCAGCGGCAACAUGAACAGCAAUGCCACCUCCACCACUACCGCCAACAACAAACAACUGUGUGCAAUCGGCGGUAAUGAUGAACUACCACCACCAGUUGGUUGCCGCUGUUCCACACGAAUGCCGUUAAGUGCCGGGACAAUGCCGAGUUGCGGCGCUUGCAACGCUCCGUCGGUUGGCUUGGCAACAAAAGAGCAACGGAAACAAAAGCUGGAAAAGUUGAUGCAACGUCGCGGUAAGACGGAAGCGCGGCGAAAGAAGGUGCACGGUAUUAGCUGCAGGCGCAGCAUGCUCGGCUGCGGUAGUGCGUGCUGCGGCCAGACAGGCAGCGUUGCGGCACAACAGCGCACGGGCUUGUUCUUCGAGUCGGUGCUGUUCUACGUGGGCUCUAUAUGUCAGCAAGGUCUGACAUUUUCUACAAGUUUCUUUUCGGGUCGUUGCAUCGUCAUUACCAGUCUACUCUUCGCUUUUGCCAUCUAUCAAUUCUAUUCGGCCAGUAUUGUGGGUACGCUAUUGAUGGAGAAGCCGAAAACGAUACGUACAUUGCGUGAUUUGAUACACAGCUCAUUGGCCGUUGGUGUAGAGGAUAUACCGUAUAAUCGUGAUUAUUUUUUGCGCACUAAAGACCCCAUCGCCAUUGAGUUAUACGCCAAGAAAGUGACCAGCGUACCAACGGAUAAUGAAGCGCUCUCCGAAACGACAGCUGACAAUGUGACCACACUAUCGCCACUGCAACCGGGUGUUGAGCUCACUGCAGCGGAGAAGGCGAAGACAUAUAGAGAGAUACUACAUAGUCAUGAGACGGGUGCGCAUGCCAAGACGAAUGAGGCGUCGAACUGGUAUGAUCCAGAGUAUGGCGUUAAAAGGAUACGCAAAGGCAAAUUCGCUUUCCAUGUGGAUGUGGCAACAGCGUAUAAAAUCAUCGCCGACACUUUUAGCGAGAAGGAAAUUUGCGAAUUGACGGAGAUUCAACUAUUUCCGCCACAAAAAAUGGUCGCCAUUGUGCAGAAGGGUUCACCGCUGCGCAAAACUAUUACAUAUGGUUUGCGACGUGUUACUGAAUCGGGUCUAAUGGACUACCAACGCAAAGUUUGGCAUUCACCGAAACCGCGCUGUGUUAAACAAAUACAUACGGAUGAUUUGAGGGUCGACUUGCAAACCUUCGCAUCAGCACUUUUGGUUCUUAUCUUCGGCUAUGCAGUUAGUUUACUGGCACUCAGCAUCGAGAUUAUACAACAUAAAUUAUGGCAACGCUACCGCGAAGAGCAGGAGGAUGAGCAGGAGUACGAGUAGCAUCACUAAGUCUAUGGAGUUGUGGCCACUGUCACCUGUUGGCCUGCCGCAACAGUGACAACCCACACGAGUGAUACUUUGCGGCGCUGCACACACACACACACAAUCUAAGUACACCCACCUGAGCCAAUGACACUUAAACGAGAUACUAAACGCCAGCACACGGCAUUGAGGAGCACACGGCUGAGGUGGCUAAACACUUUCGCACCAUGCACAUUUGCAUAGCACACGACUAGCGGGAAACUACUUGUAUGUGUGAGAGUGUGUGUAAUAUUAUCUGAGCAACGGUCGUUGGUACGCCUGCAACAUGUCAGUGGUGUAGGUUGUCACUUUGCUGUCGCUAUAUUAGCCACACGAACACACACCCGCAUGCACUACUUAUACCGCACAUGGACGUAACAGGCUGCCACGACAGCUGUUGCACACACACACACACGAGCGUUUGCUAAUGCAUUUACAGCGUCAGUAACACCGACACCGACACCGGGACUGGCACCGGCACUGCUACUGACACUAAUGCAUGCACCGGUUUUGGCAGCUACACCGGCAGCAGCGCAGACACUGACUGAGUUACCGUCACGGCCGGGUGACAUUGACGUGUUGGACACUGAGACAAUAUGGUUAAUUGCAUAUUUUUAGCUGCACAACAGCAGCAGCUAACGGUAAUUCAACCGGGUUGGUGUUUGAAAAUUUGUGAAUGUUCAUAAUUUGACUCAUAUUCUGAGAGGAAAAAUAAUAAAUAAAUGCUUUGCAUGUGCUUUGUUGCUUUAAAAAAAUUGUAUUAGAAUUUUCGGUAUUUGAAUUUAGAAUUAACGCGAAUAAGGUAAG